CAGAGCAGGGAGGGGUUGUCGCGUCUGGGCGGGGGUGAAAAUCGAAUUAGAGUUGAAAAUUAACCGUUUUUGUUUACAAAAUGCAAGGAAACAGUGUGAUUUGUGGUUAUUUGGACGUGAAAAUAUCGGCGAAAAGCAGAAGAGGACUCACUCCGUGGAAGGCAUGGCAAAAACAAUGGUGUGAGUUAAAACGUUUGGACAGUAUUGAAAAUGGGGUGGAAUUGAAGCUGAAAUCGUCGAUGGAAGGGUCAGUUCUCAACUGUCUCCUCUUGCCCAGGUCUUCAACAAUUUGCAGAACCGAGUCUCGCACCAAACAGUAUGCUUUUGGUGUGUUUGCCAUGGGGCGAACGCAAAAGCCUCUGUUGUUUCUGUCAGGGGCCACAGAAAGUGAUGCACAAGACUGGAUAGCGUCAAUUAGAAAAAUGCUAUGUGUGGCUUCGUACUUGCCAGUGGGCGAAUCGAAUUUUCACAUUUCGGUUGUUGACAACGAUCAUUCAAGAGCUGCCGGUUUGGUUGGUCUACAUGGUGUGCUUGGAACCAAUUCGCAGGAAAUUGUCAUCUCUGACCCAUGCACUGGUGACCCUAAGUUGUGUUGGUACUGGUACCAGUUUCAUCAGUUCCAUUUUCAAGCUCCUGCACAUCCAGUCGAUGAUAAGCGCAUUAUUGUGAUGCACACCAGUGGUGAAUUUCCUGCCGGCCCAGGACAGAUUUACCUUUACUGCGAGCAAGGUUCUCGCCUUUUAAAUCACUUAGUCACUCGAGGCAAAAGAUCCAAAACUAGUCCCGGAUUAAAAUCAUCAAAGCGACUUAGUCGCAGCGAAGGUGAUCUUUGUAACAACACAACCACCAGCAAAUGUUCUUCAGACAGUCCAGUGUGUAUCCGGAGUCAAACCGGAAGCGACGAUUCCGGAGUCCGAGUAUCCAUAGCCUCGGACGAUUCAGCGUAUUUACUCAAACCAAAGACUGCAUCAAGCCUAAUCAGUAUUGGCAUGGGUGUGCUGACAAAAACUCCCGGUGGCAGCGAAACAAAUGACGACUCUUUCCAAGACUUGACAACUCUUGAAGAUCAAACCAAAUGCAAUUUGCCGCGACGCGAAUCGGGGGUUUCCCUCGCUUCGGGGAUUUACGAGGAGAUAUCCGAAGACACCGUCAAGACGCCUAUACCAUUAACGAACCAUAUCUACGAAAACCCCAUAGAUUUAAUUUUAGAUACAAAGCUGAAGAAGCACACUAAACCACCGCCUUUACCGCCGAGGAAGUUCGAUUUCCCUCUCUCAAGCCCGAAAAUACUCACCGAGCAAUACAAACAUCGAUGUAACACUCUCCCCGCCAAAGACCUGUCGAAAAUAUCGCAAAUUUUCACAGCAGACUCCGAAUACGUGGUGAUGAGUCCAUCGAAACUUCCCGACAAAACCAAAGAAAAAUCGAAAAUCAGCACGAUCGCUGAAAGUCUAUACAUGCCGAUGUCACCAGUCAUAAGCUUGAAAAAUAAAAUCGAGAAUUGCUACAUGAUCAUGAACGGAAAAAAAUAAUCGAUACAUAUCUGAGAAUCAAGUACAAAAGUUGGAUGAAAUUACGCAUUGCUCAAUAUUUUUGAUCUGAAAAGCUUUCAAGACUGGAACAAGAACUCGAACUCCUCUCUGUUCGAGUGCUCGUAUACUAAAUCAAUCUUUCAAUGCCUUGCUUCUUGCCUUUUAUUGUUGAUUGUUAUUGUUAUCUGUACCUACGCCUUGUUUGCUACCACUAGGCCAAAAACGGUUCGAUUUUGGAAUAUUUCGACCCAAAAGUUUGUUUUAUUGUGAUCUCGUGAUCGGUUUUUUGUUACUUAUUUGCGACAAGCAUAUGUAUUUUUUAAUCAGUAUUAUACUGUAUACUCGUUUUGUAAUAACAUCAUAAAAAUAUUUAACCAAAGCUUAAUAAAGUUUUUUUUUAUACAAA
Molecule: messenger RNA, 1938 nt
Organism: Tribolium madens (black flour beetle)
Lineage: Eukaryota; Metazoa; Arthropoda; Insecta; Coleoptera; Tenebrionidae
Exons: 6
Coding region: 81-1532 (483 amino acids)
Source: RefSeq, a predicted model, not a curated record